AUGGAGGCUUUUGUCCCUCGACAGGUCUAUCCUCACCUGUCCUCCAUUCCGAGAUCGUACUAUCUAGGCCACCAUGCGGCUGGACUCUCUAAGAUGAAAUCCCUGGUCUCUCAGAUCGAUCUGGUCAUCGAAUGCCGCGAUUACCGCACCCCCAUCGUGUCUCGAAACCCGCUGUUCGAAGCGAACCUUGGAGAACGACCACGGUUGAUUGUCUAUACCAAACAAGACCUCGGGAGCAACUCGACAAGCGCAGACAGGAAAAGAGAAAACAUAAUCAGAAAAUGGGAUGCUCCCUCCACGUCGUUGUUCACCGAUAUCAAGUCUCGGUCGACAAUAAGUAAAGUCCUAGACUUUGCACGAGCUCAUGCCAACCACUCCACCUCGCUCUUUGGGACUCGUUUGAUGGUCGUUGGCAUGCCCAACGUCGGCAAGUCUUCGCUUCUGAAUGCGCUUCGAAAUGUCAGUCUCGGCAAGAAGAAGGCCGCCAGGACAGGGGAUCAGCCCGGAGUCACGAGAAAGAUCGGUACGAGCGUCAAGAUUAUUGAAGGCGACGAAGGCAGAGAAGGCGUUUACGUUCUCGACACGCCUGGAGUUUUUGUCCCUUACGUACCUGAUGCUGAGAGUAUGCUCAAGUUGGCACUCUGCGGCAGUGUCAAGGAUACCAUAAUUCCACCGACGACCAUCGCAGACUACCUCCUCUUCCACCUCAAUCUGAAUGAUCCGACUCUGUAUGGUAUGUUCGCUGCCCCGACCAACGACAUAUUCGUGGUCCUUGAAGCACUUGCUCGCAAACAAGGUCGCCUGAAAAAGGGCGGCCUCCCUGAUUUUGAGUCUUCCGCGUUGCAAUUUGUCCAACGCUGGAGAAGUGGUCAGAUGGGUCGAUUCAUCCUGGACACCGUAACCGAGGAUGCUCUGACCAAACGAUUAGACAUGCUCACCUCGUAUGGUGGCAGUCUACACCAGGCUCGCAAGGCGGCCAAGCAACUCAGAAAAGAAGCUUACCUUGGAGGCGGUUGA
Molecule: messenger RNA, 1017 nt
Organism: Exophiala spinifera
Lineage: Eukaryota; Fungi; Ascomycota; Eurotiomycetes; Chaetothyriales; Herpotrichiellaceae
Exons: 1
Coding region: 1-1017 (338 amino acids)
Cellular component (GO): mitochondrion
Molecular function (GO): GTPase activity; GTP binding
Source: RefSeq, a predicted model, not a curated record